CGCACCCGGUGCAAUAUGAAUUUAUGACGGAGGCCAUCGUUUACUCGCACACGGACAGCCCUCGUAGGUAACAAGCCAUGCGCGGUUCGAUGAUGGACGAACCCCCUGAAGUGUCGAGGACUCAGGCUUGGAUCAGUCGCGGCCCACUGACGACACACUGUUCCAGCUUCUUCUGCUGCACGAUCGCUUUGUGUCUCCAUCGCGUCUGCCCUAUGAAAGGCAACAUCCCGAAGCCCACUUAAGCCUCCUCGUGGCACACGAAGCACAGACAAGUGACAUUACAGCAAUGCUAGUGCCGUCAAAGACGGCCUGGAAUCCCAUGAGCGAGUGCAGAUAAUCCAGUUGGGAGCUUCGCGUCCAGUGCCUCGGCAGCCACCUUCAACUCGGGCUUCACAUUGCCAUCGGCAGACACCGCGAUAAUCGACGAUGGCUGGUAAUAGACCACCUGCGUCCCACUCUUGUCCGCUUUCUCUACCACCAGAAGUCGUGGCGGGACGUUCAAGGGGACG
Molecule: messenger RNA, 509 nt
Organism: Fomitopsis serialis
Lineage: Eukaryota; Fungi; Basidiomycota; Agaricomycetes; Polyporales; Fomitopsidaceae
Exons: 4
Coding region: 78-242 (54 amino acids)
Source: RefSeq, a predicted model, not a curated record